AAAAUUUAUUUGUUGUAUACUACAAAACUAUGUAAACUUCAUAAUCAUUCAAACUGUAUUCUUUUUCUGAAAAAGAUUAUAAUGGAUCUAACAAUGAACCCUUUAAAGACUUGUCAUUUCGUGGUAUAAAUGGAUAACAAAACAACUCAGAUUACCGCGGAUUCAAAAUCAUUAUCGACAUCCUUUCAAGCCUGUUAUAGCUCUGCUAAUGAAUUAAGAGAUUUAUUAAAGAUGAUGAUGGCCGGACAAAGCUUUAAAAGGGAAACGUUGAUUUUGUCAAUGGAAAACGCAAUCUGUGCUUUAGAAAAAGCUUACACAUAUGAAAAAAAAAUGCUUAACUGUGAUACCGAUGAACUAGAUACCAAAAACAUGCAAUCUAUCCCAGAAGAAGUUCAAGAUUGGCUUUCUUCAACUUUCACCCGUAAGCUUUCAAUAUCGAAUGAGGAAAGCAAGCACAAAUUUAAAAGCAUUGCAAAUGUUAUUAGGGCCGGAAUAUUCGUCGAUAGAAUUUAUAGAAGAGCUUCCUUGGCUAAUUUCCACAUUUCGACUCCUAUUGUUGAUGCACUAAAGAAAAUGAACGAUUGGGAUUUUGAUGUAUUUGAACUUCAUAAAGUAAGUGAUGAGCAAUCGCUACGGUACAUAGGCAUCGAAGUAUUGAAUAAAUAUGAUCUCAUCAAUAAAUAUAAGAUACCGAUUAAACAUUUAGAAAAUUUUAUGAACGAGCUUACAAAUGGUUAUAAACUUUAUGACAACUCUUAUCAUAACGUAGUACACGCUGCGGAUGUAGUCCAAACUGUAUUUUAUUUGAUUCACAGAACCAAACUGCAAGACACAUUGACAGAUAUUGAAAAAUUUGGUUGUUUUAUUGCAGCUAUGAUCCAUGAUUAUGAACAUACAGGGACUACAAACAAUUUCCACGUUAAAACAAGCUCUCAAAUGGCUUUACUCUAUAACGACAGAUCGGUGCUAGAAAAUCAUCACUUAAGUCGCACAUUUAAUAUGAUGAGGGAAGGAGAAACAGGUAUCUUAAGUGCUUUAAACAACGAUGAAUACAGAGAAUUUCGAGAUUUAGUUAUUGAUAUGGUGCUAGCAACAGAUAUGUCUUCUCAUUUCCAGCAGGUGAAAACGAUAAAGCACCUGUUGGUACUUCCAGAAUAUAUUGAUAAAUCCAAAGCAUUAUCAUUAAUUCUUCACGCUGCCGAUAUUAGCCAUCCUUGUAAACCGUGGCAACACCACCAGAAAUGGACACAUUCUUUGAUGCAGGAAUUUUUUAGACAAGGGGACCAGGAAUUAGAGAUGGGCUUGCCCUUUUCACCCCUGUGCGAUAAAACCACAACUUUGGUGCCUGAAUCUCAAAUAGGCUUUAUAAACUAUAUAGUAGACCCGUGUUUUCAGGUAUUGGAGGCCAUGUUAGAAUCUAUUUUGGAUUAUAAAGAUAAAUGUAAGACCAUAAAAGAAAAGGAAGAUAGCAGCAAACAUCAUGGCGCCUCUACAAGUAUGGAAGUCGAAAAAGAUAGAAGUAGCUCUAUGAACAACAUUGUGAUACGUAAUCCCAAAAAGCUUAAGCACACGCCAUGGAAUCAACAUAUUUCGAAAAAUUUGGAAAAUUGGAAAGAUAUAGUCAGCAAUCCAGCCAAAGAAAAAACAUUUGUUCCUCGCCGCAUUUGAAGUGAGCGUUAUCAUUGAAAGCUUGUUAUCUAUUUUGUUGUUUAUCGUUAUCGCUUGUUAUCAUUUUGUUUACCG
This is a messenger RNA of Gordionus sp. m RMFG-2023, 1743 nucleotides long. RefSeq names its product dual specificity calcium/calmodulin-dependent 3',5'-cyclic nucleotide phosphodiesterase 1C-like. Bases 130 to 1668 code for a protein of 512 amino acids. Gene Ontology annotation, biological process: signal transduction. The transcript has 15 exons. The record is from RefSeq and is a predicted model, not a curated record. Gene Ontology annotation, molecular function: calmodulin-activated 3',5'-cyclic-GMP phosphodiesterase activity. Lineage: Eukaryota; Metazoa; Nematomorpha; Gordioida; Chordodea; Parachordodidae.